AUUGUCGUAAGCUUGCCUACCCGGAAACAGACGUGCAAUUUGUCUGUUUCUCUUUCAUUUUCUUUGUUACAAUGAAACUGUGUAGUUCUUUGUGUGAUUAUUUAGUAACUGAGCAAGUGACAGUGCUUUGGAUUCUUUAAAUAUCUUGUUAUUACUAAAAGCAUGAGUAAGCGAAAGUUGAUUUGAAGGGUAGAUUAAAAGUCAUAAAAUUGUUGUGCGUCCAGUGUUCUCAGAAAAAUCCUUCGAUUCAGUUGAACAGAGAUCAUCCUCCAAUCACGCAAUUGCUCCCGUCAUUCACAUCAAUGCCCAAGAUUAAAAAGAGAAAAAGCGUUAAAAGGAAGAGAAAUAUCAGAAAGGAGGAUAUUGGUGUACCGUCUAAUUUUUGGCAUGUUGCUCAUGUCGGACGAGAUGCUCCAGAACAUUUUGACAUUGGCACAGUUGAUGACACUGGUCAGCGUCCAGGCCUGUCUUCAAGUAGUUCAGCAGAAUUUUGUCCCUCUAUUUCUCAAUUACAUGACCAAAGAAGAGAUUUGCUUUCCCCAAAGGAGAGUGCAACUAGUGAACACAAUGAUAUAUCUUUGCCAAAUCUUAUCCUAUUGCUGGACCGUCGUAUGUUGCUGAGUGUCGUCAACAUCCUCAUAUUAACCAAGGGAAUAUAG
Messenger RNA from Xenia sp. Carnegie-2017, 659 nucleotides. RefSeq lists its product as uncharacterized. The coding region runs from base 303 to 659 and encodes 118 amino acids. The record is from RefSeq and is a predicted model, not a curated record. Lineage: Eukaryota; Metazoa; Cnidaria; Anthozoa; Malacalcyonacea; Xeniidae. The transcript has 6 exons.